AUGAACAGUCUUUUGAUUACUUUAAGGGCAUAUGCAACAGGUGCAUUCAACAUUCUUAUUGGGGACAACAGUAGUGUAAAUCAUACAACAGCACAACGAAUUAUCAGUGAUGUAUCAGACAUCAUAGCAUCAAUGUCUCCUCGAUUUAUAAAAUUUCCUACAAGAGAAGUAGUGCGCUCUCUGAUGUAUGAUUUUAGUCAAUUGGACCGAUUUACUGGCGUUCUUGGUACCUUGGAUUGCACCCAUAUAAGAAUUCAGUCUCCUGGAGGACACAAAGCGGAACUUUUCCGCAAUAGGAAAUCAUAUUUUUCCUUUAACUGCCAGACCAUUAGUGAUCACAAUUUGUUAAUAAGAGAUAUUGUCGCUCGAUGGCCGGGCCUUUGUGCACGACAAGCCCAGUUUGAAAAUGGAGAAAUACCGCAAGGUCACUUAUUGGGAGAUAGCGGCUAUGCAUGUAGAUCCUACUUGUUAACUCCACUUAUAAAUCAGCAGAAUGAAGCAGAGCAUCGCUAUAACAGGUCUCAUAUUAAAAUUAGAAACACUGUUGAGAGAAAAUAUGGCUUGUGGAAGAGGAGAUUUCCCAUAUUAUCUAUGCAGUCUAGCACGGUGACGGCGGUCGACGCCGCUGCCGGCGUAGUGCUGUGUGCCACGAGGAGCAGCAGCGGUGCCAGCAUGCUGGGUUACGUGACUGCCGCCCAGUGCUGCUUCGCAGAGUGUCGCCUCCGAUCUCCAGACGCGCGCGAAAUGUCGGCGGCGGCGGACGCGUCCCAACCGCAGGAUGUCUAA
Messenger RNA from Schistocerca nitens (vagrant locust), 786 nucleotides. Its product is annotated as putative nuclease HARBI1. The transcript is spliced from 3 exons. Lineage: Eukaryota; Metazoa; Arthropoda; Insecta; Orthoptera; Acrididae. The record is from RefSeq and is a predicted model, not a curated record. Bases 1 to 786 code for a protein of 261 amino acids.